AUGUCAUUCAUUUUGAAUAAAUGGAAAAAAUCAGGUUAUUCCGUGGUUUUAACAGGACUAUCACGAAUCGGUUCAUCUAAAACAACAACUUAUAAUGGUUAUAUUAUGGCAAAUAUUGGUAUUGCAGAUACACCAAGACCCGAUUCAAAGAAAACAAUUGAAAAAUUAAAAUCGCUUGGUAUUGAGGUUUGGAUGAUAACUGGUGAUAAUCCCAUUACCGCUAAAGCUAUUGGUAAACAAUUGGGUAUUGAUAAUAUUUUUUCAGAGGUGACUCCUGAAAUGAAAGCUGAUAAAAUCAAAUGGUUACAACGUAAAG
This is a messenger RNA of Entrophospora sp. SA101, 316 nucleotides long. The record is from the annotation of a GenBank genome assembly. Lineage: Eukaryota; Fungi; Glomeromycota; Glomeromycetes; Entrophosporales; Entrophosporaceae.